AUGUCCAAGGUGCUGACACCGUACAUCCGCAAACUCGUGGACAACGCCGCGUCGUUCUCCGUCGACGACUUUGCGGCCGCCCUGCGACUCGUUUUCCAGGGCGAGACCAACGACAUCGAGCUGGCCUCCUUCCUGACCGCUCUCAGGAUCCGCGGCCUCGACUUCGACUCAGAGUACAUAGCCACCGCCGUUGAGACCAUUCUGCAGUUUUCCGAUGUGAUUCCGGGCCACACCGUCGACCCAGACGGCUACGUCGACGUCGUCGGGACUGGCGGCGACGGCCAGAACACUUUCAACGUCUCCACGUCUGCUGCCAUCGUCGGCGCCGGAAUGGGGCUCAAGGUGAGCAAGCACGGCGGCAAGGCGUCGACAUCGACCUCGGGAGCCGGCGACCUCAUGACCAAUCUCGGCGUCGAGCUGCACAAGGUGGACUCCAAGAGCGUGCCCGGAAUCGUCGCGUCGUCGCGACUGUGUUUCCUGUUCGCGCCCGCUUUCCACCACGGGAUGGCCAAGGUGGCUCCCGUGCGCGCCAGUCUCGGCAUCCCGACGAUCUUCAACAUUUUGGGGCCGCUGCUCAACCCAAUUCCUAUCAAGGCCCGUAUUCUCGGCGUCUACACCGAGUCGCUCGGCAAGAUCUACUGCGAGGCAGCCGUCAAACUGGACAGAAAGAGCGGCAGAGAGCCAGCAGAAACCAUGGUAGUUUUUGGCGAGGUCGUGCUCGACGAGAUCGCGCCGAUCGGUGCCACCAAAGUCUGGAGAUAUAACAAAAAGACCGGCAAGAUCGACGAGUUCAAGCUACAUCCCGCCGACUUCGGGCUGCCUGAGCACCCGCUGGAGCUGGUGCGCUCUGGGACGCCAAGGGAAAAUGCUGAGUUGCUCACAAAAAUCCUCAACAACGAGCUUGACCUGUCACCGGGAGCACAUCCAGUUGUCGAUUAUAUACUGAUGAACACGGGAGCUUUGGCCGUUGUGGGUGGCCUGGCGACGUCCUGGAAAGAGGGUGUUGAGCUUGCGCGGAAAAGUGUGAGUUCUGGCGCCGCAAAGCAGGCACUGGAUAGCUUUGUCAAGGCAGUCAACGAUAUAUAG
Molecule: messenger RNA, 1086 nt
Organism: Ogataea angusta
Lineage: Eukaryota; Fungi; Ascomycota; Pichiomycetes; Pichiales; Pichiaceae
Exons: 1
Coding region: 1-1086 (361 amino acids)
Biological process (GO): L-tryptophan biosynthetic process
Cellular component (GO): cytosol
Molecular function (GO): anthranilate phosphoribosyltransferase activity
Source: RefSeq, a predicted model, not a curated record